GCUAAUCCCCUUCCCCCCAUAGAACCCUAGUCUCGCUUGCGCUCGACCCCCCCACGGCAGCCUCUCCUCCUCCUCUCCUCCCUCGCCGUCGCCGUCGCCUUCGUCUCCGCCUCCAACCGGCGGCCGCGCCACCAGCUCGUCUCCUCCGAUGGCGACUGUGCCAGUUAACCCCAAGCCGUUCUUGCAAAACCUAACAGGGAAGAUGGUCAUCGUCAAGCUGAAAUGGGGCAUGGAGUACAAAGGAUAUCUUGUUUCAGUGGACUCCUACAUGAAUCUGCAGCUAAGUGGUACUGAGGAAUACAUUGAUGGGCAAUGCUCUGGAAAUUUGGGAGACAUACUGAUAAGAUGCAACAAUGUGAUGUAUCUCCGAGGUGUUCCAGAGGAGGACACGGACAUUCCAGAUGCGGCCUGAAGAGCACAUGGACUGUUCCUGGUUGAUGCUUGCUGUUCACUGCUGAAAAAGAACUUCCUAGUUCGUCUCCAUUUGCGCCUACUGGACUGUAUUACGUACAGGCGUUGAACUCAUGUUAACUCUAGUUCUGCAUCCUGGAUGAAUGAAUGAUUAACUUGCAUGUUUGAAACGGAUGAUUGCUUAUUGCUGAUUGGUCCUGAUCCUGCCGUUGGAUAUGUAUGGUUUGCUGUCUGAAUUGCAAUGAUCGUAUUUGUGCAAUUUGAACCAUAUUUGCUGAGUUCCUGAGCAUGGACUCAACAUACCCAGCAUGAAGGGAUAUUUCCGCUCCA
Triticum dicoccoides is the source of this 741-nucleotide messenger RNA. RefSeq names its product probable small nuclear ribonucleoprotein F. Gene Ontology annotation, cellular component: U1 snRNP; catalytic step 2 spliceosome; pICln-Sm protein complex. Bases 149 to 412 code for a protein of 87 amino acids. The record is from RefSeq and is a predicted model, not a curated record. NCBI's taxonomy places the organism in Eukaryota, Viridiplantae, Streptophyta, Magnoliopsida, Poales, Poaceae. Gene Ontology annotation, biological process: spliceosomal snRNP assembly; mRNA splicing, via spliceosome. The transcript is spliced from 5 exons. Gene Ontology annotation, molecular function: RNA binding.